Messenger RNA from Striga asiatica, 1362 nucleotides. Lineage: Eukaryota; Viridiplantae; Streptophyta; Magnoliopsida; Lamiales; Orobanchaceae. The record is from the annotation of a GenBank genome assembly.
AUGUUAUUGUCCGUAUGCAAAAUAAUCUCUCUUCUUUUUUUCUCAACCUUUUCCCAAGCUUCGAAUCCUGAAAUCUUACUAGCCAGACUCACACACCAUCAAUCCAUAUACUCCCCACUCUAUGAUCCCACUCUAAGUGUGGAAGAACUUGCGGAGAUAUCCUUAAGGAGCUCAAUAUCCCGCGGACUCUAUCUGACUACCAAUUUGUUUCACUUGGAUGACAUUGAGGCCGAUCUUACUCCGGCCACCGUAAAGGACGGCUUUCUUGUCCGGAUGCGAGUCGGGUCCAAUGGGGUUGAGCAAUUUGUGUUCAUGGACACGGGGAGCAGUCUGAUCUGGAUCAAUUGUGUGCCGUGUUUUCUCAAUGUGCCGGAGCUUUUAUUUGAUCCCAAGGACUCCACGACACACCAGAUGGAAAACUGCACAACAACUGAUAUCUGUCAUGCUUCAGGUCCAGUUAUAAUAGACUUUUCCUCUGUAAAGUGCAAUAGAAAAGGUUGCGGUUACUACGUAAUGUAUGGCAGCAUGCAUUACACUAGGGGAUUCCUCCGUAGAGAAACAUUCGAAUUCGGAAAGACCAGUAACGAUUCUCUCACCAACCUCAUCUUUGGCUGCUCAAGAAAUACCGAUCUCUUUACUAACGGAGUCCUCGGGCUAGGUAACCUCCGUCUUUCUCUUAUCUCACAGUACAAUGCCAGCAGGUUCUCUUAUUGUUUUGGGAAGAUAAGCGACAGGUCGUAUCCCCAUAGCACAUUGGUCGUAGGGAGCAAGGUUGAGCUUUGGGGUAAUUUGACACCUUUGGUCCUCGAGGACAAAUACUAUGUAAACAUGGAAACAAUUAUGGUUGGCGAGAGCUUGUUUGAGCUCGACCCGCUUAUUUUCACAAGAAACAGCUCCGAGUACACUGGUGGGGUUGUUUUGGACACCGGUUCGACUCUCAGCUUUAUGCCAUCCAAUGUUGUGAUCGACCUCGAGACCGCAUAUACCAGCCUAAUUGAAAGCCUCGCUCUAACGCCGAAUACUUCCAUCACGUACCGAAAUAAGCUCACGAGGUUUUGCUACAAUGGGGUCGUCACCAGAGAUCUAACAAACGGUUUCCCGACCAUGAAACUUGUGUUCCAGGGUGGGGCGGUCAUGGAGCUGGAGGCCGAUAGCGUAUUUCAGCAGACGCAUAACGAAACCUUUUGUCUGGCCAUCUUGCCUUCCGAGCCUGCCCUGGGGGGGGCUACCAUCACCAUUCUCGGAAAUUUAAUGCAACAGACUUUCUACGUUGCAUAUGAUAUUGAAGGGAAGAACUUAUCGUUCAACAAGGGGGAUUGUAAAACGGUAGAAGAAUAUUAUGAUGUGCAUGAUGAGCUGUAA